AUGCAGAUGGCUCAAUAUGCCAAUGCUGAGUCUUCUGUGUCUGGUGGAUCUCCGGACAAGAGAGACUACAUCAAAUCUACUCUUGACCUGGACAACGACCCCAUUUUCAACUCCCGCAACACUUCCUUUGGUGGCCAGAUCGUAGCUGCUACUGGCAUCCGAGGAGUCGACAUCAUCCUCAAUUCCUUGACCGGUGACAUGCUGGAUAAAUGUUUCCACAUUCUGGCCAAAUGGAGGCAUCAUGAUUGA
Molecule: messenger RNA, 249 nt
Organism: Colletotrichum spaethianum
Lineage: Eukaryota; Fungi; Ascomycota; Sordariomycetes; Glomerellales; Glomerellaceae
Product: highly reducing polyketide synthase easB
Exons: 2
Coding region: 1-249 (82 amino acids)
Source: RefSeq, a predicted model, not a curated record